AUGGCCAAGCUGGCCACAGUUGCGAAAGAUUCAUUGAUGGAUUUAAGUUUUCAUGUUCCGACUUCGAAUACUCAAUUCAUUGGAGAUGAGCAUCGUACUUCAGCUCAGAUGCUAUGGCAGGCUAUCUCGGUUGAAAUUGAUGGUGGUGGCUCCUCAGAGAUGGCUGUUGUUACAUUUGAUGGAAUUGCAAUUCUUACACCAAGGGGUCGAUACAGUGUUGAGCUUCAUCAGUCAUUCUUGAGACUCCAAGGACAAGCUAAUGAUUUCAAAAUCCAGUGUAGUAGUAUUCUUCGCCUAUUUGUUUUACCAAAGUCACACAAUCCACAUACCUUUGUGGUUGUCACACUUGAUCCACCGAUUCGCAAAGGACAAACUUUAUAUCCUCACAUUGUUAUUCAGUUUGAGACAGAGGCAGUGGUUGAAAGGGAACUAGCAUUAAGUGGUGAGGUUUUGGCUGAGAAGUACAAGGAUAGGCUUGAGAGCUCUUACAGGGGUCUAAUACAUGAGGUAUUCUCCAAGGUCCUUCGUGGCUUAUCUGGUGCUAAAGUGACAAGGCCAAGUACCUUCCGCAGUUGCCAAGAUGGAUAUGCAGUCAAAUCAUCACUUAAAGCUGAAGAUGGUUUGCUUUAUCCACUCGAAAAGGGCUUCUUCUUUCUGCCAAAGCCCCCAACACUAAUUCCUCAUGAUGAGAUCGAGUAUGUUGAGUUUGAGCGUCAUGGUGCUGGAGGUGCAAGUAUAUCAUCUCAUUACUUUGACCUGUUGGUCAAGUUGACAAAUGAUCAAGAACAUCUCUUCAGAAACAUCCAAAGGAAUGAAUACCAUAACCUCUUCAACUUCAUCAGUGGAAAGCAUUUGAAAAUUCUGAAUCUUGGAGAUGGCCAAGGUAGAACUAGUGGUGUUACUGCUGUUCUUCAGAGCACCGAUGAUGAUUCUGUUGAUCCACAUCUGGAGCGGAUAAAAAAUCAGGCUGGUAACGAGGAAAGUGAUGAAGAGGAUGAAGAUUUUGUGGCAGACAAGGACGAUAGUGGAUCUCCAACUGAUGAUUCUGAUGCGGAUGGCUCUGAUGCUAGUAUGAGUGGAGGAGACAAGGAGAAACCUUCCAAGAAGGAAGCUAGUAGCUCAAAGCCGCCUGUGAAGAAGAAGCAGAAGACUGGGCCUGAUGAAGGUUCUCAAAAAAAGAGGCCAAAGAAGAAGAAAGAUCCCAAUGCCCCUAAGAGAGCUAUAACCCCAUUCAUGUACUUCUCAAAGGCUGAGCGAGCUAAUAUCAAGAGCAGCAAUCCUGAACUGGCUACCACAGAGAUUGCAAAGAAGCUUGGAGAAAGGUGGCAAAAGAUGACAGCUGAGGAGAGGCAGCCAUAUGUGGAGCAGUCCCAGGUUGACAAGCAACGCUACGCAGAAGAGUCUGCAGCCUACCGUGGUGCAGCCGCUCAGCAGGGCUCUGGUGCUGGAUCGGAAUGA
Miscanthus lutarioriparius is the source of this 1458-nucleotide messenger RNA. The record is from the annotation of a GenBank genome assembly. Lineage: Eukaryota; Viridiplantae; Streptophyta; Magnoliopsida; Poales; Poaceae.